This is a messenger RNA of Myotis lucifugus (little brown bat), 392 nucleotides long. RefSeq names its product leucine-rich repeat-containing protein 37B-like. NCBI's taxonomy places the organism in Eukaryota, Metazoa, Chordata, Mammalia, Chiroptera, Vespertilionidae. The record is from RefSeq and is a predicted model, not a curated record. The annotation marks the transcript as partial. The transcript is spliced from 4 exons.
GCGAGACGGAAUGUGUGACCGACACACCUUGUGAUGAAGAACUCAUAAUAGAAGGACCGCUAAUGAACACAUUACAGGGUCGGCAGGACACCAGCACUGAGCUGACCAUUGAGCCAGAGAGGGCAUCCUCAGUCAAAAAUAGGGACACUUCGGCAUCCAUUAUGAGCCUUCUGAUGAGACUGCUCACUGAGGAGCAGGAAGUAAAGAUAUCCAACUCAGAGUGGGAUGAGGAACAAUGGAAAGAUGAGAGGAUGCAAACCCUCAAGAAGCAGGAAGAGAGGGUGUCUAAUGAGCUCAGGCAAGAAGUGCCAAGAUAUAAGAAGGAAAUCAUCAUUGCAUCACCUGUGAUUGCAGUAACAGCGUUUUAUUUUGUAGUUUUCUGUCUCCUUGUG